AUGGGAAGGAGAAAAAUCGAGAUUCAGCCGUUGACAGACGACCGGAACCGCACGGUUACCUUUGUCAAGAGGAAAGCCGGGCUUUUCAAAAAGGCAUAUGAAUUGGCGGUGCUUUGCCAAGUCGAUCUAUCGGUUAUCAUCGUUGGCAACAACAAUAAGAUUUACGAGUUCUCGACGGUGGACUCGGAAGAGAUUUUCAAAACAUAUGACCAAGUGAUAGAUUCCAACAAACGAAUACACGAAUCAAAGUCGCCCGAGCAUUACCUGAAUUACAAGAAGAAGUCGAAGCUAAAUGAACCGCUAACGGACAAGAGCGGCCAAGUCGUGGCCUCGAAAGCGAAUCUCGAUGAUAGUUAUAGGGAAGGAGACGACAAUGAGGACGAGUAUGAGGAGGACGACGACGACGAUGGAGAUGGAGACGGAGAUGCCGAUCAAAAUCGAAAUCGAGAUCGAGAUCGAGGUCGAGAGCGAGACAAACAUGGAGAUCGAGAUGGAGACGGGGACCACGAUAAUGCCUCGGAGGUUGCAUCGACAAGACGGAAAACAAACCAUAAACGAGAUCGCAGCCAUAGCCAGAACCGAAACCCCAAGGUGUUCAACAGCAAGAAACCAGCACCAUCGCCGCCCCCUUCGCAUAUAUCACUCAACAACGUGCCUACAUUCAACAAAUACAAGAAAACGAAAUUGGAAAUAUCGGAAACACACACUAGUACGCCUUCGCCGGUGCCAAGUAGGAAAGAAGGAUCGUCGCGACCUAUACUACGGGUCCAAAUACCAAGCGACCCCAAGGGCUCCAACUCCAACGGCAAUAAGCUUCAGUACGAGCCCGAUAAGCAUGGCUCUCAGGAUACGGCAAUGACCAUCACCGCUGUCGACCAGAGCUCCUCUGUGCAAAACACAAGUUCGAAUCAAACAAACUCCAGCCGCGGGAUCGGCAGUGGUCGACAUUCAAGCGGACACCACGAAGAUGCCGCCGCCGCCAACGGUGCCCCGAGCCACUACCAUUCUACUCAUUUAAUGCCCAAUGUGUCUUCGACAAAAUUCGGAGGAUACUCCUCGUUCAGGUCUCCCGAUAAUAGAAAGCCAACGUUGCCGUUGCCGAUAAACUCGAAAUCACAAACUUCCUCGCCAGCCAGCGCCACGGGGCCGGGACUUCCAAGCACUGCACACGGCCACAACACGGCCCCCAAUACCACCACCACUACCACCACCGCCACAACCACCACAAGCAACAGCAACAGCAACAGCGCCAGUAACCUUCAUCCCAACUCCCACCCGAACGGCACACUUUCCAGCAGUAACAUGAAUUAUAAUCCUCAAAACAAUAACCCAAACAUGUUUUUCAGCAUGCAGCAGAGCCCACAAAAUAGCAAUUUCAUGUCUUUUCCCAUGCUGGCGUAUAAUCAACAAUUUCAGCAGCAGUUUCCAAAUACAGCCGCGCAACAACAACAACAACAACAACACGCACCACAGGCCCAGCCUCAUAGACAAAUGUAUCCACCCGGCGGCCUUUUAAACACAAGCAUGCCAAUGCAAGCCAACCCGCUCCAACAACAACAGCAGCAGCAGCAACAACCGGAAUCAGCCGUGCGGUUCCGGACGCCGGCAGCAUCGCAAUUUGCCAGCCAGCCGCAAUUUGCCAAUAAUGGGGGAGGGGAGCAGACACCGAUAUCCGCAUUGCCGUCUCGAUACGUCAACGACAUGUUCCCGUUUCCCUCGCCCUCGACCUUUUUGGGCCCACAGGAUUGGCCCACGGGCGCCACUCCCACCACGUCCAGUGUACCCCAGUUCUUUAUGAAUAUGAUGCCGUUGCCCAGCGCAGGCGGAUCAAAUCCCCUUGCGCACCCACAACAGCCGCAACCACACCCACCGGCACAAUCCACCCCGCAGAUUCAAAUGACGGCCCAGUUUGGAUCGGCGUCGGGAACACCAACGUACAAGACCCACGUCUCACCCAUGAUCUACCAGGGCCCAGCAAGCAAGAUUUCCGAAGAAGAGGACAACAGCAACGAUGCCGAAAAGGACGAGCGCAGCGGCGAUGGUGCUACGCAGCUGACGCUGGUCACUUUGCCGGGUGAAACGAAAGCUGGAAAAGCAGCAGCUGCAACAGCAUCACGCGAGGCGUAA
Molecule: messenger RNA, 2127 nt
Organism: Lodderomyces beijingensis
Lineage: Eukaryota; Fungi; Ascomycota; Pichiomycetes; Serinales; Debaryomycetaceae
Source: the annotation of a GenBank genome assembly